AUGCGCUUCGCUCUUGCUGCCACUGUGGCACUUGCCGCGAGCGCGGACGCCUUCCCGCACAUGGCGCGCCACCUCCAGGCUCAUCAUGACAUGGUCGAGCGUGCCCACGCCGACCUCGACGACCGCGGUCUCCUCGACCCGAUCGGUGACUUCUUCGGAAACAUCGAGAACGGUAUCUCGGACAUUGUCAACGGCGUCACGGGCAACAUCAAGGGCCCGACGCUGAACGACCUCCUCGGCAAGCUCACCCAGGGCCGUAUCCCGAGCCUGGGCGACUUUAUCGGCGGCAUCACCAACAACCUGAAGGGCAAUGGUGCGGGCGACAACGGCAACCCCACCAGUCUCUUUGACGCUCUGACCAAGUCGCUGACGCCGGACGGCAAGUCGCUCGACUUCAGCAAGAUGGACCAGGCCGAGUACGACAGCCUGAAGAACGUGAUCGGCAAGCUGGACCUGGGCGACAUUGGCUCCAAGAUCAACCUUGGCAACCUCGGCGGCAUCGGCGACGGCAACAUUGACAUUGGCCCCUUCCGCCAGGCGGUGCCCAAGCUCGGCGACGGCAUCGACCUCGGCAAGCUCAACCUCGUGGCCGGCCUGCAGCAGCUGGGUAUCCGCGGGAUGGACUUUUUGACGCAGCUCGCGGGCGAGUUCAAGACCUUCAACCCCGUCACGAUGGCCCAGUUUGCGCUGCAGAUCAAGCAGGCGCGCGACGAGAUUAUGCGCCGCGCCGAGGCCAAUCCCGAGUUCGGCGGGUGGCCCUCGGGCCUGCUCAUGAACGAGUGGGCCAAGAACCUCUCCAAGGACAAGAUCUACGACGCCUACAAGCUCCACCGCCCCGAUGACGAGCACGGUAUCUGGGGCGGAGGCGAGGACCCCGACCACCCGUACCAGGCUCCCGGACCCGACGACGUGGGUUUCUCCAUGGCUCCCGAGACGGCGUCGCUGCUCGCCUUUGGCGCAUUCACGAUCAAGGGUGACCUGUGGGGACCCAAGCUCUCCAUCGGCGGAAAGAGCAAGUACGGCGGUGGUGUGGGGCUCUCGAACCACGGCUUCUUCGAGGGCGAUGCGUCGAUCACGCGCUCAGACGCCGUGAACGGGGACUGCUUCUCGCUGAACCGCACGCGGUACGACAUCUACCGCUCCGAAAUCGCCAAGCACGGCGAUAACGGCGACAUCAACGAGAUGGUGUGCGCCGUCUCCCGUGAGCGUGCUUAUCUCGACUCGCGCUCCGAGAACCCUUCCUUCGACUUCAACCCGCUGCGCGAGCUCGUGGCCUAUGCCGAGUCUGGGUUCGCGAUGGAGGUGUUCCGCGGCGCGAGCAAGCGCUGCACGGCCGACACGAUCGAGUGGUUCUUCGACAAGGAGCGCUUCCCGCCCAACUGGAAGAGGCGCAAUGUCCCCGUCACCAUGACCGAGCUCAUGACCUGGGGCAUGCUCUUCCAGCAGAUCAAGCCUUCCAACCCCGGCUACAACAUCGCGGGCCAGUUCGUCCCCAUCCCCAAGGUCCCGGGCACUUGGACAUCGUUCGUCUCCGGCGGCACCGUCAAGAUGAACGCGUGUGGUCUUACUUCGCUCUUCAUGACCCUCCUCCCCGUCGGCGCCGCCACCUUUGCCAUCGGUAACGGCAUCCUCCCCGUUGCCAAGCCCGGCGGCUUCAACUGUUGGUGA
Messenger RNA from Trichosporon asahii var. asahii CBS 2479, 1668 nucleotides. RefSeq lists its product as uncharacterized. The transcript has 2 exons. Gene Ontology annotation, molecular function: peroxidase activity. NCBI's taxonomy places the organism in Eukaryota, Fungi, Basidiomycota, Tremellomycetes, Trichosporonales, Trichosporonaceae. The record is from RefSeq and is a predicted model, not a curated record. The coding region runs from base 1 to 1668 and encodes 555 amino acids.